AUGCCUUCCUUUCGCGAGUCUUACUUCUUGGUCCCAUCUCUGGGUCAACAAGAGUCUGACAUGCCGCUCGGAAGCGUUAUCGCGGAUGUCACAACGCUGGAAAGGAUCAAACCGAAUGAAGAUCUUUCAAUCCACAUCGACACAAAAGUAUACAAACUUGCGGAGGUCGAACCCACGGCAGGGUUCAUACGGAGCGGGGGAUUUGACACUAGCCGCUACUCAGCCUUCAGACGAAUUAUGCUCGAUGGCCUUGAGGAACCUCCCGCCUCGGCGUCAGUCAUUGAAUAUGAGAUUGGCUGGGUCAAGACACGACUCUUCCAACCGUCAGCCGAGUUUAUCGCAAAGGCUGCGGCUGACCCAGCUGUCAAGUCUCGUCUCGAAAUCGGGGACGCUGCGAAGGUCUUUGUGAUCACUGGACUCAAGACGACUAAAAUCUUCUCCAUUUCUGAAACUCUAGAGGAAGAGGGCAUAGUCACUCACGAAAAAGAAUUUGAUGGUCCCACCAUACUUGGCUUUAAAGUCAAACGGCUUUUCCUCACUUCGGAUGGUGAGCCAACCAUCGAGAGCUAUGUAGACGGUGCUAUUUUUGAACAGGAUGGAUGA
This is a messenger RNA of Trichoderma breve, 603 nucleotides long. RefSeq lists its product as uncharacterized. The coding region runs from base 1 to 603 and encodes 200 amino acids. NCBI's taxonomy places the organism in Eukaryota, Fungi, Ascomycota, Sordariomycetes, Hypocreales, Hypocreaceae. The record is from RefSeq and is a predicted model, not a curated record. The transcript has a single exon.